Cuscuta campestris is the source of this 2428-nucleotide messenger RNA. NCBI's taxonomy places the organism in Eukaryota, Viridiplantae, Streptophyta, Magnoliopsida, Solanales, Convolvulaceae. The record is from the annotation of a GenBank genome assembly.
GUCGGAACAGAGGCGGCUCUACACGAAGCAGCAGCAGAAAUAGGGCUAGGGAGACAGCUUCAAGUCUGAUUCAGUGGAAAGUUAGCAGUAAUGAUCUGAUGAACAUUUUUUGAAUAAAUCUGUAACUUGAGCAAAUUGGGCCAGUACAAUGGAUACACAAUCAUCUAAUGUAUCAAAUCCACAUCCUCUGGAGACUGCUGUUGUGGAAACCUCCAAUGUAAACUCUGCACCAGCACAUGAUGGACCUUCUAAGCUAUCCACAUGGGCUAAAAGUUUAAAAAUUCCACAGCCAUUUACAGGAUCCCAAGAGGAAGAUAAUUCAGGAAAUGUGGUAAAAUCAUCCUUUGCUCGUUUUACUAGUGGGUUUGGAUUGCGUUCAUCUCCAAAGUCACCAACAGAUGAUAAUUCUGAAGGAACUUCAACGAAUCCACAACCUGGAUUUAUUGGAACAUUUACGAAAGGAAUAGUUGACUCUUCCAAGAAUGCAGUUAAGGCUGUAUCUGUCAAGGCUAGACACGUUGUNAUGGGCUAAAAGUUUAAAAAUUCCACAGCCAUUUACAGGAUCCCAAGAGGAAGAUAAUUCAGGAAAUGUGGUAAAAUCAUCCUUUGCUCGUUUUACUAGUGGGUUUGGAUUGCGUUCAUCUCCAAAGUCACCAACAGAUGAUAAUUCUGAAGGAACUUCAACGAAUCCACAACCUGGAUUUAUUGGAACAUUUACGAAAGGAAUAGUUGACUCUUCCAAGAAUGCAGUUAAGGCUGUAUCUGUCAAGGCUAGACACGUUGUGUCUCAGAACAAACGAAGAUACCAGGAAGGAGGGUUUGAUUUAGAUUUGACGUACAUUACUGAGAAUAUAAUUGCCAUGGGCUUCCCUGCUGGUGAUAUGAGUUCCGGAUUUUUUGGGUAUGUUGAGGGAUUCUAUCGUAAUCAUAUGGAAGAAGUGAUCAAGUUCUUUGAGACUCAUCAUAAGGACAAAUACAAAGUAUAUAAUCUUUGUUCUGAGAGAUUGUAUGAUGUCUCAUUAUUUGAGGGAAAGGUUGCUAGUUUCCCAUUUGACGACCACAACUGUCCACCUAUUCAACUCAUAAUGUUGUUUUGUCAAAGUGCGUAUUCAUGGUUGAAAGAAGAUAUUGAAAAUGUUGUGGUAGUUCACUGCAAGGCAGGAAUGGCAAGGACUGGAUUGAUGAUCUCAAGUCUUCUUCUGUAUCUGAAGUUCUUUCCAACAGCUGAGGAGUGUAUUAACUCUUAUAACCAGAAAAGAUGCAUUGAUGGAAAAGGCCUUGUUCUUCCCAGUCAGAUUAGGUAUGUCAAGUAUUUUGAACGUAUCUUAAUGUACUUCAAUGGAGAGAACCAGCCUGCACGCAGGUGCAUGCUUAGGGGAUUUCGACUCCAUAGAUGCCCCUUUUGGAUAAGGCCCUCGAUUACAGUCUCUGAUCAUAAUGGUGUGCUUUUUUCAUCAAAGAAACACCCAAGAACUAAGGAUAUGCUGCCUGAAGACUAUUGGUUUAGUGCACCAAAGAAAGGGGUAGUGGUUUUUGCCCUACCUGGGGAGCCUGGCCUUACAGAGUUAUCUGGGGAUUUCAAAGUCCAUUUUAAUGAUCGGCAGGGAGACUUUUACUGCUGGUUAAACACAACAAUGAUUGAGAACAGGAAAAUCCUCAACACUAGCGAUCUUGAUGGUUUUGACAAGAGAAAACUAGCAUCACCUGGUUUCCAAGUGGAAGUUGUGCUAGCGGAUUAUGACACGGUUUUCCCAACUCGUUCUCAACCAGAAGCUGAUGUUAGUAGUAAAUCAUCUGAUACUUCAAGUGUCAAUCCUUCCACUGGGCCGACCACUCCUAAUGAGACAAACUCAAACAAACAAUCAGUUGGAAGCAAUGAGAAGGAUGACGUGUUCUCUGAUAAUGAAGCUGAGGAAACUGGAAAGUCGAAAGACAGACAAGUCACCGUUGCUCCUGAAAACUCUUCUGGGAAUAAUAGCGGUAAUAAUAAUAAUAAUAAUAAUAAUAAUAGUGGUACCGGUACACCUCAAAUCUCCACUUCAAUGCAUAAGGUGGAACAAGUUUCACUGGGAGAUUCGGGGCUCAAACAUAAUGACCAGAAGAAGGAUGGUGUAGCUCCGGCCCCUGAAGCUUCUAAUGCAGGAGUCAGUGAUUUCAAGAUCAUGGCUGCGGAUGCUUCUGUGUUUACAUUUGGAGAUGAAGAGGAUUACGAAACUGAGUAGGGGCUUUCAAAAUUUCCAGCUUGUACAAAAUUUGUACAUUAUAUUACCGUUUGAAUCCAUGCUAUCCAGCUUGAUAUCUCUCUAUAUUCUUUAAAGUUAGAAAAAAGGAAAGAAUAUAUAUGAAAUUGUGCUAAUAGUUUUACUCGGUCUUCACUUGUGAAAUUUGGAGAUUUGUUCUUGUUAGAGAUGUUCAGUGUGGAACAUUU